Molecule: messenger RNA, 540 nt
Organism: Durio zibethinus
Lineage: Eukaryota; Viridiplantae; Streptophyta; Magnoliopsida; Malvales; Malvaceae
Gene: TOM5
Product: mitochondrial import receptor subunit TOM5-like protein
Cellular component (GO): mitochondrial outer membrane translocase complex; mitochondrion
Source: RefSeq, a predicted model, not a curated record
UAUUGUUAUUUCCCAUCUGUUAAUUAGGGUUGAAACAGAAUCACUCUGUUCUCAGUCUCGACAAUAAAACCCUAAUCCUCGAGUCCGAAGACACACUCUCUCUCUCUCCCCGGUCUCCAAAUAAAACGUCUGAUUUCAAAGGCAACUAAAUAUUCUCUUAAGAGAAGCAAUGGCGGACACAGUGAUCUCUCUUGAUAAGCUGAAAGCCUUCUGGUACUCUCAAGUCCACAAUGAAGAAAAGUGGGCUCAAAACAUGAAACUACUGAGAGCUGUUGGGUUAUUUGCUGGAUCAAUUCUUCUAAUGCGCAAUUAUGGUGAUCUUAUGGCUAUAUAAGGAAUUAAGGAUGGAUUAAGAGCUUCUGAGUAAUCCCAUAUUCUGUUACUCUGAUAGCACGGUGUGGUUUUCUCCGUCCCGGCAGUUUGGAAAUGCAUGCAUUUGUUACUUUUGUGGUUGAAAUUUAGGAACUCGUUUGACAAUCUCCUCUCUGAUAAACUCAGUUAAUAAUGAUUACCAUAAAUGAAAUGUACUCAUUCCAAUGA